UCUGUGCGCACCAAGCCAAGGGCAGGAGCAGCUCCAGUCGCGCCUGGUUCCGCCGUACCCAUCUCCACGACCUUGGUCUAGCAUGUUCUCCAGGGCCCCGGUGAGGCGAGUUCUGCAGUGGGUUCCCGGGAAGGAGCGACUCGGCAUCUACAGGUUCCUGCCUUUCUUUUUUGUCCUCGGAGCAGCGAUGGAAUGGAUCAUGAUCAAAGUGCGCGUGGGACAGGAGACUUUCUAUGAUGUCUACCGUAGAAAAGCCUCAGAAAGACAGUAUCAAAGAAGGCUGGAGGACGCCCCGGAGACUGAAGUCCAGCAGUCCAUGAAGUGAAUGGAAACUUCACUGCUGGUUUCAGCGCCCUUACAGAUGUACUUUCCAGACUUCUUGUUCUUAGACAGCUUGUCCCUCAGCAGCUGCACAGUAUUCCAGCAACUGCCUUUACAAAGAAGUUUUAUGGUUUUACAGUUUCUGCGUAAACACUCCUCAACUUACUGUUGCACAGCACUUGAGGGAAAAUUGUUUCCUCCUAAAAUACACCCAUCCAUUGAACCUAGUCCAUGAAAUAUUUUAAAAUAAUUCAAGGAUCAACCAGGAUGCUUUUCAGUGCAGUCUGAAUAAUUUGUGAAGUCCUUUGUUUUUGGACAACAAAUGAUAACCUUCUUUGCUUUUUUGCAGGAUUCAAAUUUAAUCAUGACAUAAAAGACCUUGCCCAUUGUGAGAUCAUUUACCAGGAUAAAUAAUUAUGCAGAUAGCAUUUCUGCUGGCUCCCACGUUGUAAACAUUUUGCUAGAGUGGCGGGAGGUCUUGACUGUGCACAUUACUCCUGGCAAGUGCUCUCGUGAACAGAAGUGGCCUCGUCCCUUGCUUGUCUUCACUGACACAGGAGGCUGGACCUCCGUAAGGACUCCUCUGUACGCUGCUGCUGCUUUCAUCCAGCUGCCAAGUGAAAAAAACUUGCUCCUUCUGUAAGGAAGUGAACCUACCCAGUGUAAAGCAUCCACAGACUGAACUAAACCAGAAGUUCAAUCUGUUGGAAGAGAUUUUGCAAUCUGACCCAGAAUAAGUUUGGGUCAGCUGGUGAAAAAGCAAAGGCAUCUUUCCAUGCUUGGAUAAGCACGUCCAACAUCCUUUCAAACAAGAAAGCAUCUAUUAGAGAAGACUAAGUUUCAAGAUAGUUUCUAACUAUUGCUCAUGAAUAAGCAAGCAGAUGCUUAAAGCCACAGGGCAUCCUCAAGCUAAUGAUCUCUGCCACAAACGUUAUCUUUCUAAAAAGUUUCUCAAUUUUUGUUUUCUUCCAAUUUUAGUUCAUUUGCGUUAGAACCAAUGCACUGUGCAUAAGAACCACUGACUCCUCAGACUCAGCAAAGCGCCACCUACGGCAGGCUCAGUCACUGCCAGCGAUGGCCUGAGUGUGAAAGUCAGGGGAGACCAGCAGCACCGGGGGGAGGAACGUGGCCCAUCACAGCCUCACACGCAGUCACGUUACCUAAAGAGUUUGCAGUGAACCUAACCCGACAGACAUUUUUGUUGACUGCUGCACAAGAAAUUAAAAUUGUGGUGAUGAAGCUUUCCUCUCAACUGUGUGGUCUUAUUUCAUGUUCCCUCCCCCUGCCCCAGCUUUACAGAAUAUGUAACAUACACACCUCUUACGGCAACUAGAGUAAUAAAACCAUCACCCACCUUCUCCACCACAGCAUUUCCAACAUGCAGCGGCGGUUGUGGGUUCAUUCCCAGGUCCAUCACCCUGCUUCCACCCCUGAGGGAACCACUAGCCUGAGUUCUGUGCUAACCUGCCCUAGGGUUUCCUCUCCAUUUGUUUUCCAUUUCAGCGUUGAUUUGCUGAAGGACAAUGCCUGACUAUUAAACUGAAGAAACUUUCAGAGCAUGUUAGUUUGGAUGCUACAGAGUAAGACAGAUCUGUGUCAGCUAAGCUACAAUCCUUUUUAACUUUGCCUCAAACAUUUUUUUAACUCCCCUACUAGGAAUAUAAGGAGCCCUCCCUGGUGGUGGCACAGUGGUUAAACACUCGGCUGCUAACUGAAAGGUUGGCGGUAUGAACCCACC
Trichechus manatus latirostris (Florida manatee) is the source of this 2059-nucleotide messenger RNA. RefSeq names its product small integral membrane protein 4. The record is from RefSeq and is a predicted model, not a curated record. NCBI's taxonomy places the organism in Eukaryota, Metazoa, Chordata, Mammalia, Sirenia, Trichechidae. Bases 83 to 325 code for a protein of 80 amino acids. The transcript has 2 exons.